AUGACAGUGGCUACAAUUUACAUUACAGCAUCUCAAUAUGGUAAAUUGGUAAGUAAUACAACAGCACAGCAAUUAAUACUUAUUAAGUUUGAUCUAAAUUCGGUUUCUCAGCAAGCAGUACAAGAGGGUGAUUUGGAUAGAAAAGCCUCGCGACAAACCACAACCCAAGUUCAGAUGCCCACUACAACCAGUAACUCGACAAGUUGUAAUGGUGAGAAAAUGACAAAAGUAUGCACAAGUACGCCAGACGAAGGACGAAUCUCGACUCUUUUAGAAGAGUACGCAGAUUUAUUUGAAGGUGUAGAACAUCUUAAAGGGUUUGAACAAAAACUGCACAUUGACCAUAGCGUGCCACCUGUGCCCAAACAUACCGUAGAAUACCUUUUAAUCUUCGUCUUCAGUUUGAGAAGUGGCUUCAAGAGUCGCAGGAUAAUGAUUUGAUUGAACCUGUCGUUAAUAAAAGUACAGAGUGGGUCAGUGGAGUAGUGAUCGUGCCUAAGCCAAAAAAUCCGGACGAAAUACGCGUAUGUGGGGACUAUCGCAGAGUUAACGAAGUCAUUAAGAGGAAACACCACCCUAUGCCUAUAAUUGAGGAACUAACAGAUGAUAUGAGCAAUGCAGCUCAUUUUUCUCGCCUGGAUUUAAGAAGCGGAUACCAUCAAAUUGUGCUUAACGAAGAAUCGCGUGGUAUAACAACUUUUAGCACUCAUAAAGAUCUUUUCCAGUGGAAAAGACUCCCUUUCGGAAUCAACUCGGCAAGCGAAGUGUUUCAAAAUGCUAACCAGCAUGCAUUGCAAGGAUUGAAUGGAGUUAAAAACAUUGUUGAUGACAUCAUUGUUUGGGGGCGAACUCAAAAAGAACAUGAUGACAAUCUUCAAGCUCUAUUGCAGAGACUAAGAGAGACAGGAUUGACUGCAAAGAAAAGCAAGUGCCUUUUCAAUGUGGACAGUUUAUGGUUUUAUGGCAUGAUUCUUAGUAAGAAUGGGAUUAGGCCUGACCAAGAGAAAGUUGUUGCAAUAAAAAAUACACCUGCCCCAAACAAUGUAAAAGAACUUCGUAGCUUUCUAGGACUCGUGAAUUACUGUUCGAAGUUUAUUCCUAAUUUCUCCACCAUUACGGCGCCGCUACGGAAAUUGGACCGCAAAAAGGUUCCAUGGACAUGGAACGCCAGUCAUCAAGAGGCCUUUGAUCAGGUUAAAUCUUCGCUAUCUGAACAGUGUACGUUUGCAUAUUAUCACCCUAACAGAUCAACGAGUGUGGUUAUGGAUGCUAGUCCUGUAGGCCUAGGGUCUAUUUUGGUUCAACAUGACGAACAGGGCAUUUUGAAAUUGAUUGCUUUUGCUAGUAGAGCAAUAACAGUAGUUGAACAGCGGUACUGUCAGACAGAACGAGAAGCGUUGGCAUGUGUGUGGGCAUGCGAGAAAAUUUAUGUUUAUUUGGUUGUCAGUUUACCCUGUAUGCAGAUCACCAAGCGUUAGAAAUCCUUAACUCAGCAAAGGCCAAACAAUCUGCUCGAAUACAGAGAUGGGCAUUGCGCCUCCAGCAGUAUAACUACAAGGUCAAGUAUCGUCCAGGCACAGGGAAUCCGGCAGAUUUCCUUUCGCGGGCUCAAAUUAACGAGCCCUCGGGACAGUCUAUUGCCAAAGAAUAUAUUAACUUUGUAACAGAGCAAGCCAUUCCCAGAACAAUUGCCUUGUCAGAGGUGCAAGAAGCGACAAAGAACAAUAAAGAACUGCAGUCAGUUGGACGAGCACUUCAGUCUGGCAACUGGAAAGACAAAUCCUUAUCAGCUUAA
This is a messenger RNA of Paramuricea clavata, 1795 nucleotides long. The record is from the annotation of a GenBank genome assembly. NCBI's taxonomy places the organism in Eukaryota, Metazoa, Cnidaria, Anthozoa, Malacalcyonacea, Plexauridae.